AAAAAUAUUUUACACCCUUAGAUCUUUUGAUCUCCUAAUUAUAUAAAAUAUUUUCUUCUACCGUUUGUCUAUAUAACCAUAUGUGUUGUCUAGUGCAUGUAUUCAGCCACGAAUAAGAGAAUAGUCUACUAAAUCAAUGGCAACUUUACGUAUAAGUUCAGCUCUUAUUUACCAAAAUACCCUCACCCACCAUUUUCGUCUUCGACGUCCUCACCGUUUCGUAUGCAAGUCCAUGACCAAAACGACGCCGGAUACUACUCUUGUUGAACUCAGUCGACGCUCCGGAAACUAUCAACCUUCACCGUGGAACCAUUGUUAUCUCCUCUCCAUCGAGAAUAAAUAUGCGAGUGAAACAGAAGUAAUAACUAGAGAUGUGUUGAAGAAAAAAGUGAAGAGCAUGCUUGAUGAUGAGAAGAAGAGCCGUCUCGAGCAAUUAGAGCUCAUCGAUGAUCUGCAAAAACUUGGGGUUUCGUAUCAUUUUGAGAUAGAAAUAAAUGAUACUUUGACAGAUCUUCAUCUUAAAAUGGGAAGAAAUUGCUGGAAAUGUGACAAGGAAGAAGAUUUACAUGCAACCUCACUCGAAUUCCGACUUCUUAGACAACAUGGUUUUGAUGUCUCAGAAAAUAUAUUUGAUGUGAUCAUCGACCAAAUAGAAAGUAAUACGUUCAAGACCAACAAUAUAAACGGUAUCAUUUCUUUGUACGAAGCGUCGUAUCUUUCCACGAAAUCGGAUACUAAAUUGCAUAAAGUCAUCAGACCUUUUGCAACAGAACAAAUAAGAAAAUUUGUUGAUGAUGAAGAUACUAAAAACAUUGAGGUACGAGAGAAGGCGUAUCAUGCCUUAGAAAUGCCGUACCAUUGGAGAAUGAGAAGGCUAGACACGAGAUGGUACAUAGAUGCAUAUGAGAAGAAACAUGACAUGAAUCUUGUCUUGAUCGAGUUUGCAAAAAUUGAUUUCAAUAUCGUACAAGCUGCUCAUCAAGAAGAUCUCAAAUACGUUUCAAGAUGGUGGAAGGAUACAUGUUUGACUAACCAACUUCCCUUUGUAAGAGAUAGAAUAGUCGAGAACUAUUUUUGGACCGUUGGAUUAAUAUACGAACCACAAUUUGGAUAUAUCCGACGGAUCAUGACUAUAGUUAAUGCCCUUGUUACAACCAUUGACGACAUCUACGAUAUCUAUGGCACUCUUGAAGAACUAGAACUAUUCACUUCCAUGGUUGAAAAGUUAAGAAAUAUUCUACCUUUUUUUGGUCAAUCAAUUGGUUAUUUUGCAGCUGUACCAUGGUCUACCACUAGACCAUUAUUACAGAAAUCUUCUACUUAAGCUUCUUCAUUUUCUUGGUAUAUUAUUAUAAAAUAAUAACUGAUCACACACACACACAUAUAUAUAUAUAUAUAUAUCAAAUAAUUUUUUGCUUUUCGUAUUAUUGCGGUUGUUAAUGUAAAGAUUUUUGAUAUAUUCUACCUUUUAUAUCUUAAGUGUUCCUUACAAACUACAGAGACAAUAAUCUUGUUUUUGCUAAGGAUGUAGACAUUUCUUUACAAAUGAAAAAUUUAUGAUUUACAGAAAGUGAAUCCUAUGUUAAUAAUAAUUAUAAGAAUUUUGAUCACAUAUUUUCAUGAUUCGUUUUAAUGUAUAUAUUAACAAUACAUAGUAUUGUCUAAGCAAAUUUGUUUAUGUAUUUUCAGUUGGGAUGUAAAUCGUCUUGGUGAGCUUCCCGAGUAUAUGAGGUUGUGUUUUCUUAUUUUAUACAAUGAAAUCAAUGGCAUUGGAUGUGAUAUACUCAAAUAUAAAAAGAUUGACGUCAUUCCUUACCUCAAGAAAUCGUGGGCAGAUUUAUGUAGAACAUAUCUAGUGGAAGCAAAGUGGUACAAAAGAGGAUACAAACCAAGCUUGGAAGAAUAUAUGCAAAAUGCUUGGAUUUCAAUUUCUGCCCCAACAAUAUUGAUCCACUUUUACUGCGUUUUCUCUGACCAAAUCUCAGUUCAAAACUUAGAGACUUUGUCUCAACACCGACAACACAUCGUCCGAUGCUCAGCCACCGUUCUUCGUUUAGCUAACGACCUUGGAACUUCGCCAACUGAAUUGGCGAGAGGAGACGUUCUCAAAUCGGUCCAAUGUUACAUGCAUGAGACCGGAGCUUCAGAGGAAAGGGCACGUGAUCACGUGCAUCAGAUGAUUAGCGACAUGUGGGACGACAUGAACUCCGAAACAAAAACGGCAUGCAAUUCUUCGUCACGUUCUAGAGGUUUUAAGGAAGCUGCAAUGAAUCUGGCACGCAUGUCGCAAUGCAUGUAUCAAUAUGGUGAUGGUCAUGGAUGCCCUGAAAAAGCCAAGACCAUUGAUCGUGUCCAAUCCUUACUCGUUGAUCCAAUUCCAUUAGAUGUAAAUCGUCUUGGUUGAAGUGUAAGGACUCUACUACAUAAAAUCAUUUGUACAAUGAAAUCCUCAACCAUAAAAAAUGUUGACGUCAGCCCCUUUCUCAAGAAAUCAUUAAGUUAAAUUUCAUAUUGAUGUAUAGAUAGAUUAUGGUUUAAAAUUUCUUUAUGUUAUUGUUCAGUAUAAGCCCUUCUCUGGUACUGGGAAAAGCAGCGAACUAAGGUUUUGAACCCCCCCCCCCCCCCCGACCUCAGUUCUCCUGUGCCCUAGCUGAGACUUAUUGCUUAGCAGUGAUAACCUCCGCACUACGGCGCUCCAAUGAACAAGAGUUCUCCGCCUUAGUAUAUUUAGAAGAGUGGUUUCAUCUUAGUGGGCAGAGUUAUGUCGAACAUAUCUAGUAGAAGAAAGGGGGUACAAAAGAGGGAUGCAAACCAAGCUUGGAAGAAUACACGCAAAAUGCUUGGAUUUCAAUUGCUGACCCAACAAUGUUAAUUCACUUUGACUGUGCUUUCUCUGACCAUGUCUCAAUCCAAGUCUUGAAGUUUAUCACAACACCGUCAACAAAUCCUCCGUCUAGUUAAUGACCUCGGAACUUCGCUAAUAAAUAACCAAUCUUCUUACUUCUAGUAGUGUUGAGUUAUAAAAUCAAUUUAAAUAAUCAACCUACUAACUUCUAGUUGUGAGUGUUUGAUUAGGAUGAAUUGGCAAGAGACGUUCUAAAAUCCAAUGUUACAUGCAUGAGACC
Arabidopsis thaliana (thale cress) is the source of this 3125-nucleotide messenger RNA. It is a transcript of the gene TPS-CIN, whose product is annotated as terpene synthase-like sequence-1,8-cineole. Lineage: Eukaryota; Viridiplantae; Streptophyta; Magnoliopsida; Brassicales; Brassicaceae. Gene Ontology annotation, cellular component: chloroplast. Gene Ontology annotation, molecular function: terpene synthase activity; 1,8-cineole synthase activity; magnesium ion binding. The record is from RefSeq and is marked reviewed. The transcript is spliced from 6 exons. The coding region runs from base 137 to 1324 and encodes 395 amino acids. Gene Ontology annotation, biological process: diterpenoid biosynthetic process; terpenoid biosynthetic process.